Molecule: messenger RNA, 1395 nt
Organism: Auanema sp. JU1783
Lineage: Eukaryota; Metazoa; Nematoda; Chromadorea; Rhabditida; Rhabditidae
Source: the annotation of a GenBank genome assembly
AUGGAAUUCCGAACUUACCCAAGACGAUGGGUCAUAUUAUUGGUUUGCUGUUUAUUGGCAUUAUCCAAUGCCUUUCAAUGGAUCAGUUACUCAACUGUACCUCAACAAAUCAACAAGUUCUACUGCAAUGGAAUGAUUGAUUGUCUGGCUACUUUCUGGUCAAAUCAAAUAUUCCAGGUGGUUGCUAUUCUUACUGGCAUAUUUGGGAUGUAUGUGUGUGAUGUAUAUGGUAUAAAGAUUGCGUUGUUCUGCGGCUGUGCUGUGAACUUCCUAGGAUCUCUUUUACGCUUGAUAUCUUCAUCACCUGAAAUUCCUAACAGUUUCUUGAGACAAUUCUGGUUAUACUCAGGAUGCUUUUUAUCUUCAUUGGCUCAAGUUGUGUUUCUUGUACUUCCUGCGAAGAUAGCUGAGUGCUGGUUUGCAGAUAAUGAAAGAGCACUAGCCAAUGUAUUCACUUUCAUUGCUAAUCCUUUGGGAACUAUAUUAGCCAGCUUGACUCCUAUGUUGUUCUUCGACUUCUCCGAGGAAGCAACUGACACGUUUAGUACCAACUCCCUCGAAAUAUUCAACUUUAAUAUGUUCAUAUCGUUUUGGGCAGGAAUAACGUUUUUUGCUUGGUUUUGCAUCAAAAGUAGCUUGCCACCAUCUCCUCCAAGUAUGGCCGCUCAUAUAAGAGUAUCAUCUAUCUCAUUUAAGGAUUCAAUCAUAUUCUGCUUGAAAGAUUCCCAAUUUCAUGUGUUGAUGUUUCUAUUUGCAAUGCUGUUCACACUGUAUUGGACGUUCAUAGUACUGCUGCCUGAUAUCAUGUCAUUGAAAGGUUAUAACUCAGCUGGUAUUAACAUGGCCAUCUCAGCUACCAUCGGAAUGAUUGCUUCCAUUUUUGCUGGAAAAUUAGCAGACACAACCAAAAUGUUCAAAGAACUUACUCAAGGAAUGGCUAUAUUGUUUUUCCUGACGGCACUGGGAACUCGCCUAUUCCUUCUAAAAACUCGUGAAAGCAUGUUGGACGAUAUAGUUCUAAUAGUACUCACAUCACUACUAGGAGCUCUAUCAAUUCCCAUGUUCCCUAUUGGCUCGGAACUAGGCGUUGAAAUGACUUAUCCUGUUUAUGAAGCAACAUCUAGCGGACUGCUAGUUCUGAAUGGACAAUGCUUAAUGCUCAUAUUUUACGGCCUAACGGAAGUGAUCAAACGCAUUGAUAUCUUUUAUCAUUACGAAUCCAAUCGCCUUUCAGGCAACUGGCAAUUGGUGCUUGACGCUUGGCUUUUAUUGGCAGGAGUAACUGCUAUUAUUUCUUGGACAGUUUUAAAACCAAAGUAUCGUCGGAUGGAAGCAGAAAAAAGCAACAAGCAGAAGUUUUUAUUAGAAGAGAAGGAACAAAUGGGCUUUAUUUGA